GAUAGUGCUUCAGUCCCUGCCAGCAUCAACCCGUAUUGCAAAAAGUACACGAAACUGGGAGAGUCACUUUAGUCUUUCCCACACUUGCCAUUUCACAGCCCAGAAGCGUGGGCUUUUUUUCAUGACAGCAGCCGUGUCUGUUCAAGUGUGAUUAACACUGACUUGCCAAAUCUCUCCCUGGGCCAUUUGGGGCUUGCACGCGUCCACGCUCCUUGUUUACACUGAUGCGCCUUCACGCGUAGCCUUUUUGUUUAUCUGACUAGCAAAGGAAAGGGAGGGGUGGACUCCUAAAUAGUCAUUAGCCGGGGACUAUAAAAGCCCCACAGCCUCGGGCUAGCGGGAGAACUGAUCUACUUCAGGAUCAUCAUCGGCAAAGCAGCACCACUCCCUCGUCCGAAUCCCGUGCUGCAGCGGCGGAGCAUGGAGAGCGCACACAUCUGCUGCUGCCCUCCACUUCACGGGUUUAGCUCCCGGGGAUGUUCCAAAGGACAACACGGGGCCGGGGAAUUCUGGAGGCCUUGGAUCCCCGCCCAAAGCGAUGCAGAGAGACGGCUGAGAAGAAAUCAAAGCGUGCUGUAUAGUCCAUAUGGGAUGUCAGAAGCCUCAGGAAAACUUACCCAAUAUACACAUCCAGUUAGACUAUUUUGGCCCAAGUCAAGGUGCUAUGAUUACUUAUAUCAAGAAGCUGAAGCACUUCUGAAAAACUUCCCAGUUCAAGCCACAAUUUCCUUUUAUGAAGACUCAGAUAGUGAAGAUGACAAUGUUGAACUGGAACAAGAUUCAGCAAUAGAAUCUGAUUGCUAACUAUAUGGAGUGCUAAUGCCACCUCUAAAACUUUCUUAUUUAAACUUGAUGUAAAAAUGUAUCAUAGUAUUUUAAAGAUAAUUUAUUUGAA
Messenger RNA from Caretta caretta (loggerhead turtle), 895 nucleotides. RefSeq names its product ripply transcriptional repressor 2 (gene RIPPLY2). The record is from RefSeq and is a predicted model, not a curated record. Gene Ontology annotation, cellular component: nucleus. Lineage: Eukaryota; Metazoa; Chordata; Testudines; Cheloniidae. Gene Ontology annotation, biological process: negative regulation of transcription by RNA polymerase II; embryonic pattern specification.